Messenger RNA from Chaetomium strumarium, 3438 nucleotides. RefSeq lists its product as uncharacterized. NCBI's taxonomy places the organism in Eukaryota, Fungi, Ascomycota, Sordariomycetes, Sordariales, Chaetomiaceae. Bases 1 to 3438 code for a protein of 1145 amino acids. The transcript has 5 exons. The record is from RefSeq and is a predicted model, not a curated record.
AUGUCCUCAUCCCGCCCCGCGGUCACACCUACAACCCCAACGUAUCCAGUACCCUCGGCUAGUACAUCAUAUGCGACUUUCCCUCCCAAUCCUCCACGAUCCUCCUCCCUUGCCGCCGCCAGCAACCCCCCACGCACCUCGUCACUCUUACCGCCGGCGAGAAUUCUUGUGGACCAAGGCGCUCCACACGCAAUCGCUUCACCCCCCGACCCGUUCAGCGACCCUCGGCCGGCACCCAAGAUCCCCGACGCGGCGAGAGAGGGAGAUUCGCGCCACAGGAGGGGCCAUUCAAGGGGUCAUUCGCGAUCAAGCAGUGCCGGCGGUCUAAGCGAUACCCUGCGCAACCUCAACCGCUGGUCGGCUUCCACGACAUCGAGUCGCGCUUCCAACUUUGUGGGCUUCACUCGUCCGAAAUUCCGGGCUGAAUCACCGGCACCAUCGGCAGCACCCGUCCCGCCGCUGGCAAUUUUACCCCGGAUCUCGACCGGCCCGUCGCUGGAGCAUGAGGUUCUCGAGUUAAACCUGCUAGGAGUGUUAUCAUCAACUGAGCAGCCUCAAUCGCACCCGGAGCGGAGCGAGGAUUUUGGAGCGUAUUGGAAUGGUCGAUCGCAAGCUCUGGAAGAAGAGCGAGGAUUGUCGUCGCUUCAUCCAAGUACCGCCGAACCGCGGCUGCCAUCCGGAAUGAUCACGCAUCAAUCAACCAUGGCCUACGCACAGAACGGCCAUGCCAGAGGCCACUCACGCGGUCGACCAAGCGGGCCAAACAGCAGCGCCGAAAUCACUGUUUCGCCAAGAAGCCGAGAGAAAGAUCGCGAUCGCGACCGAGAACGGGAACGUGGCGGGAAACCUCCAUCUCAGAAGGCAAUGUUGUCGAAAGCGUUGCAGAAGGCAAACACGGCGGUCCAAUUGGAUAACGCGCAGAACCUUGAGGGCGCGAGGAGGGCGUAUGCCGAAGCAUGCGCUGUGCUCCAGCAAGUGCUCCUACGGACCUCCGGGGAGGAGGACAGGAGGAAACUGGAGGCCAUUGUAACGAGAUACAACAGUAACUCCUCACUCAGACCUCCCGUGGAUAACAACUAUAUGCCUCCACCGCUGUCUCCUCGACGGCCAUCAUCUCCCGGCAGGGGAUCCCCCGCACCACACGAGCAAGUGAGUCCCAAGCGAGCAGCUGGGCCCGAGAUACCCAUCUCCAGCGGUCGGUUAGCCCAGCAGGCCCCGUCUGGUCAUCAGCGGGGCAACAGCCAUGAGUCGGUCUCGUGGCUCGAUCCGAUCGAUGAAUCCGAGCAAUCCAGCGUGUCUUCGGUCCAUUCGCGGUCGUCGUCAAAGGUGAGGAGGAAACACAUACGUGCUGCAAGUGGUGCCACCGGAGCCGAGUUUGACGCCGCCCUGGACGACGCGAUCGAGGCGGCAUAUGACGAUGGAUACGAGCCGGAGUCGGAUUACUUCGGACACGAAUACAAGCCGGGGCUCGGUGGCGACCCGAUCGCCAACACAUUGCGCCGUGUGGAAAUGGCGAGGGAACUAGUCCGGGAACAUGAAAGAGAGGCACUAGAGCUGGCGAACGAAAGGGAGAAACGGCUACGGUUACAGCAGCAACUCGAAGACGAGGAGUACAGGCGACAGGAAGCGAUAGGCGAGGACUUUUAUGACGGAAACGACUCGGAAGAGGGAGAGCGGCUGCUGGAGGAAAUAACAGGGGCCGACGCCGUUGAAGACUUCAACUAUGGAGCACGGUCCAGGCCGUCGGUUCCACGAGAAUCGGACUCGAGCGGGAUGACCAACCGCACCUGGCCGAGCUCCAUGGCGUCGAACCCGACGACCGCUACGACUCUCCUUACUACGGUAAGCGAAGACAAUGUCCCUUCUAAGCCUUCGGGUCCGUUGCCAGCGCUACCCGCCCAUGCGAUGUCGGAAUUGCCCCCGCCGCCGGGCUCAGCUGGUUCGCAAAACUCGGGCCAAAGCGUGCGCAAUCGCCGGCUUUCCGGGCAGAACCCGAAGGAGCUGAAAAUCGAAACGACGAAGCUUGCACCGAGUGCACCAGCAGCACCAGCAACGACGGGCGGUGCCAUCCCAGCUCAGUCGAAAUCGGGCAACUACAUCGUGCAGCAGCGUCAAGCCCUUUCAGCGGGUGCCAAUCGCACCCUUGGACCGCUCACAUCAAGGUCAGGUCCCUCGCCUAUUCCGCCUGGAGUGCCGGGAGAGGAUUCGGACGACUUACCUCCAAUGACCACGCCCCAAGAGGAAUACCCGCGUGUGGGCACUCCUUCCAUCGUGCGUCCAGCCUUACGGAAGAAUUACUCAUCCUCGAGUUUGAAGAGCCUGAGGUCGCGGAAUCCAUCCAUAUCGCACUUGGAAGAAACUUCCGACUUAUCGCCAGGCACACCACUAAGCACCCAAUUCGGUGCACGGCUGCCCGCCGUCCCAUCCCUUCCGCCAGGCGUCAAGGAGCGGGCAAAUAGUACCACACCUGGUGGGUUGCAACUGUUCGAGAGCAAUUUCCACUCGUCGGAAACCCCUGGGUCUCCGAAUGUGCUCGCCCCAGAUGCCCCGGCGCCACUUGAACCGUGCCCAAGCGAUGUUAUGCUGCGGCCGUUUUGGCUGAUGCGCUGCCUGUACCAAACCCUCUGCCACCCGCGCGGAGGCUACCUCAGCAACAAGCUGUUUGUUCCGCGAGAUGUAUGGCGCGUCAAGGGGGUCAAGCUCAGGAAUAUCGAAGAUAAAAUUGCCAACUGCGAUCUGCUCACCGCUGCGCUGCAGAAGCUGGCCAGAGUAGACACCUGCGAUGCCGACGCGGUCCUGGAGGAGAUGCAGUCGCUCGAGGGCGUGCUGGAGCAGGUGAAGACCACGCUUUCGCGCAAGCUGGGCAGCGAGGUUGGCCCGCAGGGCGCCGGGUCCAUGUUCAAAGACGCCAACGCAGUGGACGCCGACCCGGCCUCCAUGCCGAGGUCCGCGAGCGUCGCGGGCAAGGCGAGCAGCUUUUCGUGGCGGAGGCUGCGCAGCAAGAACAGCUCGGCCAACCUGCCUGGCCUGGCGACAUCGUACGGUGGGAAAGGAGGCAGCGGUGGCGCGAGUUCGACCAACCUACACGAGGGCGCCACGGGCAAGGAUACGAUGCUGGCGAGCCUGCCCAUGACGAGUCACCCAACAAGCCGGCCGACGAAGCGGGAUGUCGCGAGUGUUGCGUUUACGGGACCCAAUGCGAAUUACAUGGCUUCGCUGGCGAAGUUGUUCGAUGCCGCGCAGGCAGUUGACCAAAUUGCCCGCCAGGUCGACGACCCCGGCCUCCGCCACGCGGACAAGACCCAAGUUGGACUCGAACUGUGCACCAAGCAUGCGACGGACUUCUUCACAUUUUAUAUAUGCCGCUUUGUGCUGUCCGACCUGACGCUGUUGUUGGACAAGUUCAUCAAGCGCGGCAGCGAGUGGGUGCUUGCGUGA